CAAUCCGGAACAAAGCUCGUGGUGUUCGAAACGCGGGGGGAUUGUGUUCGGCGUCGCGCAGAGAACCGGGUGGAAGUUCCUGAGGCAACAACGGAAAAGAUUUCUCGCCAGAUCGCGGGAGGAGAGCAGCUAGCGGCUUCCAUGAGACAAAGGGAAUGGCGGACAUUCUGGAAGUUCCGCGCACGAGGAUUAACACGAGCCUGGUCUCGCGCUUCACCGGGAUGGCGGUUUGCUUCGUGGGCCGAAUUCUGAAGGUUCACCCUUCUGGGACCUCCAUUGUUCUGUCAGAUGGUGAUGGGAAGAAUGUAACAGUGGAAAUGACUGAUCCGCUCGAUGAAGAGUUGAGUGGAGUCAUUGAAGUGGUUGGAAAGGUCACACCAAAAGCCACAAUCAAGGCUGCAUACUACGUCCCUUUCCGAGAGGAUAAGAACAGUUUUGAUCUUGGUCUUUACAAUGAAGCUCUGAACAUCAUACAUGAAUUUUCACAGUACUAUCCAUUUAAUGUUACAGGCAGCAGUUGAUUUCUUAUUACACACAUGAAAUAUGAUUUUGGAGACAAUCUCAACCACUCAAAAAAGCUUCAACAAAAAUUAAAUUCAAUAGAAACAUAUCAAUACAGGGAUCUGAACUUAAGUGAAAGAUUUAAGUUUUAUAUAUUUUCUAAAAUCUGAGUUUGUUGAAUAAUAAUUGUAAAUGGAAAUUUAAGUUCCAAGAGAUGAUUUGUUCUGGUUUGAGAGUGAGGCUGGCAUUGUAGUACUCUAGCUACAAGGAAGAAAAUUAUUGAAAUGUAUAAGUUUAAAACUUGUUCAAGUUUCAGAAAAUUGAUAGCAACCAGUCAAAAUAAACUGGCUUACUGAUGGUCUGUUAUAGUUCAAGUUAAAUAGUAAACUUAUCACCAAUUAUGUAAUUUGGAAUAUCAUUAGGUUAAAACAUUGUGACUAGAAUGCAACCCAUGGAUGUACUCAAGUACAAAUGGCUUUUGUUUGACCUUCAGUAAAGAUUUUUUUUGGUA
Molecule: messenger RNA, 1012 nt
Organism: Carcharodon carcharias (great white shark)
Lineage: Eukaryota; Metazoa; Chordata; Chondrichthyes; Lamniformes; Lamnidae
Gene: rpa3
Product: replication protein A3
Exons: 4
Coding region: 156-521 (121 amino acids)
Biological process (GO): nucleotide-excision repair; DNA replication; double-strand break repair via homologous recombination
Cellular component (GO): DNA replication factor A complex; nucleus; site of double-strand break
Molecular function (GO): damaged DNA binding; single-stranded DNA binding
Source: RefSeq, a predicted model, not a curated record